CUGGCCUGAACUUCAGGUUACCAUCUAGCGCAUUUUGACACAAGCGGGCUACAUUUCGUUGUCAAUUUGUAAAAGUUUCGGAUUUUUAAAGGUUUUUAUAUGAUAUUCAAUCACGUUUUCUUUAUUCCACCGAUAUAAGUUAAAGAAUGAGCGAUUCUGGGGAAGAUUGGGACACAGAAAUUAGCUCUGGCGUUUCAAAAACUGUGCAUUGGAUGACCGGUGAAUCUAACUCCAUUGCGAAUUCGCAAAAUUCUGGAUUUUCUACUCCUGAAAUACGGUUUGGUCGUGGAAGGGGAAGAGCUAAGGGUCCUUCAGACGAUUGGCGAACAACCAAUGGAUCAAACAGUUCUGCGGCUUCUGCCUGGCACAAUUCCGAGCGCAACCAGGAUUUGGGUAAUGCCUGGCCAAGGAAACCAAGAGGGGGGUUUGAUUCAAGGUUUUCAGCAAGGGAUGAACAGCUAGUACAGUCCAGGGGAUUUGAAUCUGGGGAGUGUGGGGAUGGAAUAUCAGGUGCACGUUGGGGUGGUGGGGGAGCUUUGAGGAUGGAAGUAUCGAGUCGAGAUGUGGGCAAGAUUAUUGGUAAGGUCCAUCAACAAAUAGAUUCUGUCCACUGAUUGCGCGGCCUUGUUCUGCAAUUGCUUCAACCCCUUUGCGGACCAAUCCAAUGAACUUUUAGCCAGAAAAGGAAGUUUUUAUCCUGAUUAUUUUGUACUUGUGGAUUCAAGGCUGACCCCUUCCCCCCAUUGUGGAACAAGUUCGCCAUUGGUGGACGAAAUCUCUUUGUCGACAGCCCCUAAGUUGAACCAAAGCCGUAGUUCUGUGGCCAGUCGUUAAUUCAAAAGCAGCUUAGCUUUAGCCCCAUACAGACAACAAUAUUUUCCCUGUCAAGUUUUCCUUUACAAGAUUUAUUUGCUUGCGUUAUGGCAAAAAUUGACAAUUUUUUCUUGCCAACCUGUACCAAACAUUAUGGCGUGACAUGAGCGAUGUUCAGGCCAUAACAUACAACUUGUGUAUCUCAAAUGUGACGUUCUCAAGUGAUACAUUGAGUGAGACAUGAGCAAUCUAAUGAGUGUGACAGUCACACAGUGAUAGUUGCCAUGUCUGAAACAUGACAUUUUUGUGUAAGACAUGAGCAAUAACGAGUCUGACAAUCACACAGUGAUAAUCAGCGUGUCUGAAACGUGCCAUUUUCAAUGAAAUUCACUGAUGCUGGGCCAUAUAUUUGUCAGGCCAUAAUUUUUCUCUGGCCUGAUUUUGCUGUACUAUAUAACUCCAAUUGAGUUUAUGCACACAAGUAAAUAACACACAUCAAUAAACAUACCAAGAUAGGACAAUGAUAAUAUGUCAAAAAUACAAAGCAAGUUAUUAAAAAUUUAGUGAUUGGAAUUAAAAAUAAUUGACAAUAGUUUACAACUUUUGGAUAAAAUACAUUUGUAAAGAUGUCUUUUGUUCAAGUAUUUUCAUGCAUACAUGUAUUUUCCUUUCCAAUCAACAGCGAUUAAAUUUAAUUUAUAUUUCAAGAUUCAAAGAACAUCAUGCUAUUGCAAGAUGCUUAAAUUGCUUGAUAUUAAAAGCAUUAUCUUGUUUUACUAACAGACAUAUCAUUCAUUAUGAAGGCAAGUUCAUAUUAAAAUGCAUAUCUACAUUGACAUUAGGGCCAUUUCUAUUAGCGAAAUUAAGCUGUGGCUUUGAUGGCUUGUGAAUGACUUGUGUAAACGUGAAUUCGUUUGCAAGCAGAGGUUAAAAUAAGACAACAGGGUUGAAAGAAAGCUAAGCUUAAAGUAAAACAUUGCAAAUUUACUGUUGGUGUGCGUCGACUGUGACUUUUCUGGCCACAGCUGCAGACUUUCGCCUGUGUACAAGCAUCUAACAGCCUUUGUUCCUUAUCUCACUCUGCCUUGCUAUUUCACUGUAAAAGAAGUGUGACAAUUGGAGCAAGACAAUAUGUCCUUGUGAUGUCACACUCAUUCAGGCCAAAUUUUCGGCCAUAAACACAAUACAAAUGUCUGGUUUGUAUGCAGGCAAAACCAAUUUCUAUUUGUGUCUCACUCAAUUACCGCUGCUUUACUUGGUUUAUGACCAGAUCCUGGCCGGAAUCUCACUGAGGCUGGCCGGAAUCUCGCUGAGUCAGGCUGUAAUUUUUUGUACGGGAAAGAGUCUUGUUCAAAAGCUAGUCGUGCUACAGUAGCUUUUGGACAAGGAAAAUUCUCUCAUAUGUAGGGACACAGAUUAUUUAAGAAAUAGAAAACAGGUCAAGCGUGUUUAUGGUGUGAUAAUGCACACAGGGAAUGUUGGGAGGCGUAUAGCUGAGUUUUUUACCCGGUUCUCAAAUAUUCUCCCAACAUUCCCUGCGUGCUAUCAACAAAAACAGUCAUGGACCCGUGACUAACCAUUGAAUUUUGAUUAAAUUAUUAUUAAUAAUAAAUUUAAUAACUAUUUAAGUCAGUGAACACUGCCAGUAUAAAACAGCUCCACUUUUUGAACCAUUCACAUUUUAAGUGCCUCGCCAAACCAAACUUUAAGCUUUACACGUACCAAGCGUUUGAAACAAUGCAGCAUUUCUAAAAUGAUUAAUUGGUGAACGUGAUCAUCAACAAAGUGGUAACCUGCAUGACACCAGGGUUUUUUUCAGGAUUUUCUCUUGGGUCCGUUUUUGCAGGGAAGAUUGAGUUUAGCUGAACAGCUGGGGUGGCUGCACCCCCCCCUUACUGGGGAGCUGACACUCAAUAUAUGUAGUUGAGAUGGAAUGUGUUAAAGCAGGGGCACUAAGGGACACUAUAAACUGGUUAAAGAUGGCGAGUGCGUAGUUUUUCUUGUGUUGCAAGAUGAAUUCCAUCCAUUUUUUCUUAAUUGUUGGGCUUCCAACUGAAAACUAAUUUCCACAUGUCACAAAAUUUUAUAACUCAAUUGAACGCCCACAAUUUGGCUUCACGGCCCAUCAUAGGAGUUAUCGUUCCAGUUUACUUAUAGUUCAAUGGCAUGACAACGAUUGUUUAAUAAUUAAAUAUUAUCCAACCCUACUAAUGUCUAAAGCCUUUGUUUCCAUUAACCUUUGCUGUAGUCCAUGAAUUUCCUGAUAUAUGGCAAUCUCGUUCUCAGAGUACAUGUAUGCCUGUUCGCGGGUUACAUAACCCGCGAACAGGUAUUCUCUGGGAACGAGAUUGGAUAUAUGGCAUUAAAAGUCUUUUAAGCCUGUACAAACCCUGCUGAUUCGCACAAUUUUCAAACCUUUUUUAAACUUUCAAACUUUUUUUAACUUAGUAUAAGACAUGUCAACUGCAGGGCCAGCUUGCAUACCCUUGCUAUGACACAUGACUUUGCAUAUAUAUCAUGUUAUAGGAAAGGGUGGCCAAAGUAUCAAAAAUAUUCAAAACACUUCUGGAACACGAAUCAAG
Paramuricea clavata is the source of this 3395-nucleotide messenger RNA. NCBI's taxonomy places the organism in Eukaryota, Metazoa, Cnidaria, Anthozoa, Malacalcyonacea, Plexauridae. The record is from the annotation of a GenBank genome assembly.